Molecule: messenger RNA, 1518 nt
Organism: Linum trigynum
Lineage: Eukaryota; Viridiplantae; Streptophyta; Magnoliopsida; Malpighiales; Linaceae
Source: the annotation of a GenBank genome assembly
AUGAAUAGCGUGUUCAGUGAACAGAUUCUGGCCGACAAGCUAGCCAAGCUCAACAGCACUCAACAAUGCAUUGAAACUUUGUCGCAUUGGUGCAUAUUUCACCAAACCAAAGCCGAACUCGUUGUUGCGACAUGGGACAAACAGUUCCACAGCUCGGAGAUUGCUCAGAAAGUUCCUCUGCUUUAUCUAGCAAAUGACAUCUUACAGAACAGUAAACGAAAGGGCAAUGAAUUCGUGACAGAAUUCUGGAAGGUUCUGCCCUCAGCUCUUAAGGAUGUUUCGGCAAAAGGUGAUGAUCGUGGAAAGACUGUUGUCUCUAGAUUGGUUAAUAUAUGGGAAGAAAGGAGAGUGUUUGGAACCCACUCCCGAAGCCUAAAAGAAAUCAUGCUUGGUGAGGAGACUCUACCGGACUUGGAGUUCAGCAAAAAGCGUUCACGCACGGUCAAGAUUUUUAAACGAGAUUCCAGAUCUAUUAAAACGAAAUUGCCCAUUGGUGGCGCUGCGGAGAAGAUUGUAUCAGCUUUCCAUUCGGUCGACAGUGAACGUUCCAACGAAGAGGCAGAGAUGAGUAACUGCAAAUCUGUGGUCAGUCGAGUCAGAAAGAUGGAAAAAGAUGUUGAUAUUUCCUGUAGCAACGGAAAAGAUCCCAAACGUACAAGUUUGGCGAAAGAUCUAGAGCAGGAAGAAACCCUUCUGAAGCAAUGUGUUCAGAAACUUAAAUCCGUUGAAGCUAGUAGAGCUUCCCUUGUCUCUCAGUUGAGGGAAGCUCUAAAUGACCAGGAAUCUCAGUUGGAAGUUGUGCGAACUCAGAUGCAGGUAGCUCAGGCUCAGGUGGAGGAGGUCAACAUCAUGAUAAAGCGGCUCAACGAUGAAGACUAUGUGCCCAAAGCCACAACUGCAACACAAACAGAAGCAGAUACAAAUGGCAAAGCAGGACACACGCCAAAGAAAACUGCAGCAGCUAUUGCUGCCGAGGUUGCAGAUAAGCUUGCAGCCUCGAGCUCCUCCCAAAUGAUCAUGCAUUCCGUUCUGUCUUCAUUUGCGGCGGAAGCAGCAAAGACUGGAGCUUUGAAAUCAACCCCCGUUAGCUCUUCUGCCAAUGAUUCUGUGCCAGACCCCGCCAUGUUCAUGUCAGCACAGCAACCCCUUUCUGCUGCUCCUUCGAACCAUCCAUACCAUAAUAUGCAGAAUCAGAUACCGAGCUCUCAGCCUCAGUUCCACAUGAUGCCGAAUCCUUCCUCUCAGCAGUACUUGCAGCCUCCUGGCGGGAUUGUUACUCCCUACGGAUAUGGUAGCAUUAGUUCCUUGCCAUCAGGACCACCGCCUCCACCUCCUCCCUAUAUGAUGAAUCCCAUGGUGCCUAUGGCUCAGCAACCACCGUCGCAAGUUCCAAUAACCCAACAGCAGCAAAUGACCUUAACUCAGCAGCAAGCUGCUGGUGGUCCUCCUGGGUUUAGACCCUUGCAGCCGCCUGGAAUGGUGUAUUAUGGACAUCAUCCGUCAUCCCAUUCUCAGUGA